AUGACUAACUUUGGAACGGAACGAGUUUACCAAAAUUUCGAGCCUGCAACUAGAUGGACCUCUGAACCAGACGCCGAGGUCCUUGUCGCUGAUCUUCCAGGAUUCAAGAGAGAACAACUUAAGGUGGCGGUAACCACAACAAGGAAGCUAAGAUUGAGUGGAGAACGUCCAACUGGCGGAAACAAAUGGAUUCGUUUCCACCAGGAAAUUCCUGUUCCCUUGACCGCUGACAUUGACUCGGUUUCAGCUAUAUUCAAGGAUAACAAACUCUACAUCCGGCAUCCCAAAGUGAAGACAGAAAUCCCUCAAACUAAGCCACUGUCACCAGUCAAACCACCGGUGUUCAUUAAACACCGUGAUCACCACGAGACAAAACAAGGCCAGGGUUUAAAAGCAAAGGUUGGUGACAAAAUCGAUCAGCUGAAACAUGAUGCACAGCAAAAAGCAAGGGAACUACAGAGUGGAAAAAAGGAAUUAAUUGGUGAGCCUAGAGGACCUUUGAGUUCCAAGGAUGAGGAGAAAGACAAAGUUGGAGCGAAAUGGUUCGAGAAGUACAAAGAGGCAACUGGAAAUGUGGUAAAGGAAGCUAAGAACAAAAGACAGUUACUUUGCAAUUUGGCUGCUUCGAUUUCAUUGGUGCUGCUAAUCUUACUGUAUGCGAGAAAUGCAGUACGCUCAUCCCUUGUGUGGAAAUCCGAGGAGUGA
Arabis nemorensis is the source of this 705-nucleotide messenger RNA. NCBI's taxonomy places the organism in Eukaryota, Viridiplantae, Streptophyta, Magnoliopsida, Brassicales, Brassicaceae. The record is from the annotation of a GenBank genome assembly.